Molecule: messenger RNA, 1458 nt
Organism: Fusarium vanettenii 77-13-4
Lineage: Eukaryota; Fungi; Ascomycota; Sordariomycetes; Hypocreales; Nectriaceae
Exons: 2
Coding region: 1-1458 (485 amino acids)
Cellular component (GO): mitochondrion
Molecular function (GO): proline dehydrogenase activity; FAD binding
Source: RefSeq, a predicted model, not a curated record
AUGUCGUUGUUGGUUCUCCGGCAUGGCUCCUGCAUUCUGCGUGCAAACCUCCCCAAGCUAUUUACGAUCCAAUUCACCAGGAAUUAUUCUUCCAAGUCUGCCUCUACGACGCGAGAAUACUCCUCCAAAAUUGGAACGGCGGCAGAUGCUUCACCUGAAACCCAGCCCGCCUGGCUCCAGAACAGACCCUUGAAGCGUCUACCGACCGGGACACUGCUGCGAAACAUUAUCCUGGGAAAGCUUUUCACAGUCCCCCUUCUCAUGAACACGGGUGUCGCCGCCAUCAACUUCAUGGCUGAAACGAAGAACCCAAUCUUCGACCCUGACAGGAACCCCAUCCUGCGCAGAAUCAUGCGCUUCGCCAUCUACGACCACUUCUGCUCAGGCAUUACCCAGCAGGAGACGAUUGGCGGCAUUGCCAAGAUCAAGACCAUGGGCCUGACGGGCGUCAUCUUGAACCAUGCAAAGGAGGUCACAGUUGACAAAGACCCGACGAGGGGAAAGGGUGAGGUUGACGCUGCUGUCGCCUCUAAGGAGGACGAGGACAAUGUUGCAGAUUGGCUGGACCGCAACCUGAAAACCAUCGAGAUGAUUGGCAAAGACGACUUUGUCGGCCUCAAAUUCACCGGUGCAGGCAUGAUUGCAGCACGCGCAUUGAUGGCGAACCGACCCCCUCCACAGUCGAUCCAAGAUGCUGCCGACGCCAUGUGCUACGCCGCCAAGGCUAAAGGAGCCCGUAUCCUGGUCGAUGCCGAACAGCAGAUCUUCCAGGAUGCCAUCGACGCUUGGUCCAUUGAUCUGAUGAGGCGGCACAAUCGAGAUGGGCAGGUCGUCAUCCUCAACACGGUUCAGGCCUACCUCAAGAACUCGCGCCCCAACAUCCUUUACCACCUUAAGACUGCUCAGAAGCAGGACUGGAAACUCGGCAUCAAGCUUGUCCGAGGUGCCUACAUCGAGACUGACGAUCGGUCCAAAAUCCAUGAUACAAAGGCCAACACCGACGCUUCUUACAAUGGCAUCGUCCGCGAUCUUCUCCAGAGAUCAUUCGAUGGAAUCGAGAGCAAAGACUUCCCAGACCUACAGCUAUUCGUCGCCGGCCACAACAUUGAUACCAUCCGCAAAGUCGCCGCUUUCCAUCGCCGUCUCGUGCUCGAGGGACGCAACCCCGGCAGACUCGAGUUUGGCCAGCUACAGGGCAUGGCCGACGAGGUUACGAUGGAGCUCGUCCUCCAGGGCGAGGCUGCUACGCGCAACACAAAGGGCCUGGCGCCCGAGCAGGUUAGAUUGCAAGAGCAGCUGGCUCCUCGCGUGUUCAAGUGUACCAACUGGGGUAGUGUCAAGGAGUGCAUGGGGUUCCUUGGCCGGAGAGCUGUGGAAAAUGCGGGAGCUGCUAUGCGGUUGAAACACGGGUUGGAGGUUUCGAUUUACGAGCUCAAGUGCAGAAUACUGAGAAGAUGA